GACCAACCGAGGACUGCUCCCAGCAGCGGAGUAAAAACUGCCAACAGACUGUCUCCUUGUUCCGCUCGUCCUCCGACCGUAUCCUCUGCUCCGCCUGAAUUCGGAUCCUUCGAUUCUCUGCGGAAUUGUGGGGAUUUCACUCCGACGAGAUCAACUGAGGCCCAAAUUCACUCGCUCGGACUCUUCUGCUCGCGGAGAUGGAUCACCAGCAGCCGCAGCGAAGCCUCUCGGGGUCCAGUCAGAGCCCCAGAUCUCCACCUUCGCAGCCCUAUCUCUCUGUCUCCGUCAUCGAUCCCGUGAAGCUCGGAAAUGGCGUUCAGGCCUAUAUUUCUUAUCGCGUCAUCACCAAGACUAACUUACCCGAGUACCAAGGACCAGAGAAGAUUGUCAUUCGUCGAUAUAGCGAUUUUGUGUGGUUGCAUGAUCGUCUUUUCGAGAAGUACAAAGGCAUUUUCAUUCCUCCGUUGCCCGAGAAGAGUGCUGUAGAGAAGUUUCGGUUUAGUGCUGAAUUCAUUGAAAUGAGGCGUCAAGCUUUGGACUUAUUUCUCAAUCGGAUCGCCUCUCAUCAUGAGCUUCGUCAAAGCGAGGAUUUAAGAACUUUCUUGCAAGUUGAUGAAGAGGUAAUGGAGAGGUUGAGGGCCCAUGAGACUGGCAUAUUUAAGAAGCCAGCUGACUUAAUGCAAAUUUUCAAGGAUGUCCAGUCCAAAGUUAGUGAUGUUGUACUUGGCAAGGAAAAACCGGUGGAAGAAUCAAAUCCUGAAUAUGAGAAGCUGAAGCACUACAUCUUUGAGCUCGAAAACCACCUGGCUGAGGCUCAGAAGCAUGCGUACCGUCUUGUGAAACGGCACAGGGAGCUUGGGAAAUCACUUUCUGAUUUUGGGAAGGCCAUUAAACUCCUAGGAGCUUGUGAAGGGGAUGCUCUUGGGAAGGCCUUUUCAGAGCUUGGAGCAAAGUCAGAGCUAGUGUCCGUUAGGUUGCAGAAGGAGGCUCACCAACUCUUGAUGAACUUUGAAGAACCCAUAAAGGACUAUGUGCGUGCCGUCCAAUCUAUCAAGGCGACAAUCGCUGAACGUGCCAAUGCAUUCAGGCAGCAAUGUGAACUGGCUGAAACUAUCAAACUGAAGGAGAUAAAUCUCGAUAAGCUUAUGCUGACUCGUUCUGACAAAGUGAGAGAAGCGGAGAAUGAAUAUAGGGAGCUGAAGGAAGCAAGUGAGGAAGCCACGAGGAGAUUUGAGACCAUGGUAAUACUAAUGAAUGAGGAGAUCGUUCGGUUCCAAGAGCAGAAGACCUUGGACAUGGGAGUUGCUUUCCACGAGUUUGCGAAGGGACAGGCCCGUCUGGCGAAUAACAUUGCGGACGCUUGGAGGAGUCUCCUUCCCAAACUCGAAGCUUGCUCGCUCUCUUGAAAAUAACGGCAAAGAAUAGUCUGAUACCGGUGAAAUUGACUGCAGGUUGUACAGUGAAUUAGGAUGGCCUUCUCUGCCUCUGAUGAGCAUAAAGAUUCUACAGGAUUUUGAGUUUAUGUAUUCUGGUGCUGUCUUGGAUUUUUUACUGUUUCGAUGCUUUUACUUCCUUAUUAUCACAUGUACAAAUACAGGCAACGUAUUUCGGAACAGUUAGUUUGUUUUCACCUUCUCCAAUAGGAUGGAUGAAAGAGAGUUUUGCCAUGUCAA
This is a messenger RNA of Punica granatum (pomegranate), 1673 nucleotides long. Lineage: Eukaryota; Viridiplantae; Streptophyta; Magnoliopsida; Myrtales; Lythraceae. The record is from RefSeq and is a predicted model, not a curated record.